Molecule: messenger RNA, 1296 nt
Organism: Drosophila teissieri
Lineage: Eukaryota; Metazoa; Arthropoda; Insecta; Diptera; Drosophilidae
Gene: PGAP3
Product: post-GPI attachment to proteins factor 3
Exons: 4
Coding region: 146-1138 (330 amino acids)
Biological process (GO): GPI anchor biosynthetic process
Cellular component (GO): endoplasmic reticulum membrane
Molecular function (GO): hydrolase activity, acting on ester bonds
Source: RefSeq, a predicted model, not a curated record
UUUAAUUUAUACCGAUGAAUGGUCACAUACGCACGCUAUCGAGGAACCGAUAGCAUUCACACCACGGCGAUUAAUCAAUAGUGCAAUGUUUACAAAAUAUUUCAAGUGGAUGUUGCUCAGAAGGAGCGUUUAACUAGUUUUAGUCAUGUCUAGUCGUAGUUUAAGUGCAAUAGUCCUGCUGCUUGGGGCGUUGAUGUCCGCCUGCGACGCCUCCAACGGGGACCGCACACAGUUUUUUCACAACUGUCGACAGAACUGCGAGCGAACAAACUGCUCGGCAGAUGGCCUGGAGAUCCAGGAGCAGGCAGUCAAGUUUUACCAACAGUCGGUGUUCGACAAGCUGUUUCAGUGGAGCUGCGCGGACGAGUGUCAGUACGGAUGCAUGUGGCGAACGGUGCUUGCCUUCUUUGAGCGCGGUUGGCCGAUUCCGCAGUUCUAUGGCAAGUGGCCCUUCCUUCGCCUGCUGGGCAUGCAGGAGCCGGCCUCGGUUAUCUUCUCCUGCAUUAAUUUUAUUGUUCACCUGCGCAUGCUGCGCAAGUUCCGUCGAGAAGUUCGUCCAGACAGUCCUUGCUAUAUGCUGACUCACAUAUUCGCAGUGACGAGCCUCAACGGCUGGAUCUGGUCCGCAAUUUUUCACACAAGGGACUUCCCACUGACCGAACUGCUGGACUACGCCUUUGCCUACUCCAUCAUAUUGUGCUCACUUUACGUUAUGGUCAUGCGGAUGCUGCACCGCUACUCUCUGUUCCUGCGUGGUGUAAUUUCACUGGCCUUCCUCUCCUACUACAUUAACUACUUUGCCUACCUGAGCGUGGGGCGGUUCAAUUAUGCUUUCAAUAUGAUGGUAAACGUGGCCACGGGAGUAAUAGCGGCAGUAGGAUGGUUCGUUUGGUGUCACUUUGUGCGUACCCGCCGGCCCUACUUUAAAAGGAUCCUGCGUUUCUAUAUUCUCAUGGCGCUGGCCAUGAGCCUUGAACUGCUGGACUUUCCGCCUAUUCUCUGGAUUUUAGAUGCUCAUGCUCUGUGGCACUUGGCAACAGUUCCUCUGGCAUCCCUCUACUAUGAGUUUAUGAUAGAGGACUGUCGAACCCUGCGAAAGGAGAAGGCUGCGGCCGGCGGCUAUUCAUUCUACAAUUAGUAUUAUUUAAGACAUUCUGAUAUCAGACCGUUCUGGCAGAAAAUUAUCUGGCGACAAUACAGACGUAUUUUACAUCAAAAGUUUCGUAUUUUGUUUUAUAAAAUAAAAUGUUUACUAUUUUAUGGAAAGUCAAACCGCCUUUGACAGUAACCAAAACG